GUGAUCCUUGGUAAUAAAAAAGAGGAUAAGAUAAAUAUAUCUACCAAACGCGGUCUUAACAAACCUUUAUUAAACAGAACAAAAUUGGUGUCAAGAAGGAACUGCGACGUCGCCUGCAUGUAUACAACAUUUUAACAUUCUCUUUCUUGCAAGAAAAAUUCUCAACAGAUCAGCAUCCACCUAAUUGGAAAACCCCAUUUCCCCAUUUGCUUCUUUCUAGAGAGAGAAAGAGGAUCUCUAAGUGAUUGAAUUUGGAAAAUUAUAGAACAUGGGGGUGGAUUAUUAUAACGUGUUGAAGGUAAACAGAAAUGCUGGAGAGGAUGAUCUGAAGAAGGGAUAUAGGAGGCUGGCAAUGAAAUGGCACCCUGAUAAGAACCCUAAUAACAAGAAAGAAGCAGAAGCCAAAUUCAAGCAGAUCUCCGAGGCUUACGAGGUCUUGAGUGAUUCUCAAAAGAGAGCGAUUUACGAUCAGUAUGGCGAAGAAGGAUUGAAAGACAUGCCACCUCCAGGAAGUGGUGGUUCCCCGUUUGGAAAUGGCGGCGGAGCUGGAUCAAAAGGGUUUAAUCCUAGGAAUGCAGAGGAUAUCUUUGCCGAAUUCUUCGGAAGUAGUCCUUUUGGAUUUGGAUCACCAGGAGCUGGGAAGUCUAUGAGAUUCUCGUCUGAUGGAAGCGGAGUGUUUGGGGGAUUUGGAGGUAACGAAAAUACUUUUCGAUCAUAUAGUGAGGGUGUUACUCGAAAGAAACCGCCGGCAGUGGAGAGCAAAUUGCCUUGCAGCCUUGAAGAACUGUAUGCUGGAUCAACACGGAAAAUGAAGAUAUCAAGAAAUGUGGUUGAUGCAAAUGGACGCCAAGUGCUGGAGCAAGAAAUAUUGACAAUCGAAGUGAAGCCAGGAUGGAAGAAGGGAACCAAGAUUACGUUUCCUGAUAAGGGUAAUGAACAGCUUGGCCAGCUGCCGGCAGACCUUGUCUUCGUGAUUGAUGAGAAGCCUCAUGACACUUACAAGAGAGAUGGCAAUGACCUAAUUGUGAACCAAAAGGUGUCGUUAGCGGAGGCGUUGGGUGGAACCACACUACACCUUACCACGCUAGAUGGUCGUGAUCUAUCAAUCCCGGUGACUGACAUUGUGAGUCCCGGGUACGAGCUACUUGUUGCCAGGGAGGGUAUGCCGAUAGCAAAAGGGCCCGCUAACAGGGGUGACUUGAAGAUCAAGUUUGAGGUGAAGUUCCCUACAAGAUUGACCCCGGAGCAAAGAUCUUCACUUAAACGAACUUUGACAGGCUGAAGAGUCCUCACAUUUUGCCAUUGUAAAUUAGCCAACAGUUUGAAAGCAUCCAUUGGAGCUACUGGACCGAGUAAAAGACGGAGAAUUCCUCGAAAAAAAGGUGGAGAAGCCCUUGAAAAGAAGGCGAAAAUCGGGCAGAAGCUCUUUGUUCUGCUAACAGUUUGAAAACUUAUUGGAUAUAUUGUACUGAGUGAUUCCACUCCAUUGUUUCUUCUUUUUCUUUCUCUUUUGUUAUAUAUUUUCUUCGUAUAUUUUGUUGUAAUCAAUGAGUGUUAGAUUGAAUUUAAACUGUAUGUAUUGACAGUUCUACAUGUUUUGU
This is a messenger RNA of Malus domestica (apple), 1601 nucleotides long. RefSeq lists its product as uncharacterized. Gene Ontology annotation, molecular function: protein-folding chaperone binding. Lineage: Eukaryota; Viridiplantae; Streptophyta; Magnoliopsida; Rosales; Rosaceae. Gene Ontology annotation, cellular component: cytosol. The record is from RefSeq and is a predicted model, not a curated record.